Zygotorulaspora mrakii is the source of this 1068-nucleotide messenger RNA. RefSeq names its product Mtm1p (gene MTM1). The transcript has a single exon. NCBI's taxonomy places the organism in Eukaryota, Fungi, Ascomycota, Saccharomycetes, Saccharomycetales, Saccharomycetaceae. The record is from RefSeq and is a predicted model, not a curated record. Gene Ontology annotation, biological process: mitochondrial transmembrane transport. Bases 1 to 1068 code for a protein of 355 amino acids.
AUGAGCUCUGGUUCUUCAAGCAAUCUUUCCUUGAAGGAAAGAAUGAUAAGUGCCGGGGUGGGCUCUCUUCUUACAUCAAUGAUUUUAACUCCGAUGGAUGUGGUUAGAAUUCGACUUCAGCAGCAAGAAAUAAUACCUGAUUGCUCAUGUGUUGUUGAUUCACCGAAGAGUAAGCUUAGUGCUCCAGUAGAUGUUAACGGGACUGUAUUUUGGCAAGAUUCCUGUUUUAAGGAUAUAAAUUGUAGGAACUCUUCAGUACGAUACAGUGGAACUAUGGAUGCAUUUAGGAAAAUAAUUCAAACGGAGGGAGUAUCGACUCUAUGGAGAGGAAUAACUGUAACGCUUCUAAUGGCGAUUCCGGCGAAUGUUGUCUAUUUCACGGGGUAUGAAUAUCUCAGGGAUUUAUCACCAUUGAACAAAACUAGUCCUAGUCUUAAUCCGCUUUUCUGCGGUGCUUUUGCUAGGAUAUUUGCAGCAUCCACUGUGGCACCUUUUGAGCUUGUAAAGACUAGAUUACAAAGUAUUCCGAAGUAUGAUAAGUCAACGGCAUCCUGGCACAUAUUCAAAGAUUUGAUGCAAGAGACAAAGAAAGAAAUCUCUUCGGGAGGAUAUAAAGUUUUAUUCAGAGGUCUGGAAAUAACACUUUGGAGAGAUGUUCCUUUCAGUGCUAUCUAUUGGGGAUCAUAUGAAUUCAUUAAGAAACAUUUUUGGGGAGUUAGAGAUGAUUUAUUAUAUAUCGAAAAUCAAUCUAAUUGGAACCAUUUUGUUAAUAGUUUUUUAAGUGGAUGCAUCAGCGGUGCAACAGCAGCUAUUUUCACACACCCAUUUGAUGUUGGAAAGACAAGAUGGCAAAUAUCAGUGAUGUCAAAUAAUGAAAAAUCUACUUUACCUGUUAGGAAUUCUAAUGAUUUGGGUAAAAAUAUGUUUAAAUCCUUGAAUUUAAUACGACAGAACGAAGGAAUUGGUGCACUCUAUACUGGUCUCUUUGCGAGGAUUGCGAAGAUAGCACCAAGUUGUGCAAUUAUGAUAUCCAGCUAUGAGAUAUCCAAAAGAUUAUUCAGUUCAUAA